Molecule: messenger RNA, 4029 nt
Organism: Oryctolagus cuniculus (rabbit)
Lineage: Eukaryota; Metazoa; Chordata; Mammalia; Lagomorpha; Leporidae
Source: RefSeq, a predicted model, not a curated record
CUUGAGCAGGGCCUGGCAGAGGCGGCUCUGGGCGGGUCUGGGCAGCCGCUGGGUUUUGGGAACCCGGGAGCUGUGGGAGGAGCCGGCGGCCUCACCGUGGUAACCACAGCGCCGCGGCUGCCCCGCCUUGCAGGCCUCAGGACUGUCAGCGCUUUGGGGUGUGAGGGUACUUUGGCCACCGUCCCCGGAAAUAGCCCCGUCGGCCUCUCAGAUUCCCCUUCCCCUCCCCACGCCGCCGUCGCCGCCGCCAUGCAAGGGGAGGACGCCAGAUACCUCAAAAGGAAAGUUAAAGGAGGUAAUAUUGAUGUACAUCCAUCAGAAAAAGCACUCAUUGUUCAAUAUGAAGUGGAAGCUACCAUUCUUGGAGAAAUGGGGGAUCCCAUGUUGGGAGAGCGAAAGGAAUGCCAAAAAAUCAUACGUCUAAAGAGUCUCAAUGCCAACACAGAUAUAACUUCCCUGGCACGGAAAGUAGUUGAAGAAUGUAAGCUCAUUCAUCCUUCAAAACUCAAUGAGGUAGAACAGCUGUUGUACUAUCUACAGAACCGCCGAGACUCAUUGUCAGGAAAAGAAAAAAAAGAAAAAUCAAGCAAGCCUAAAGAUCCACCUCCUUUUGAAGGAAUGGAGAUUGAUGAAGUUGCUAACAUUAAUGACAUGGAUGAGUAUAUUGAAUUACUAUAUGAAGAUAUUCCUGACAAGGUUCGAGGUUCUGCUUUGAUCCUACAACUUGCUCGAAAUCCAGAUAACUUGGAAGAGCUACUACUGAAUGAAACUGCCCUUGGUGCAUUAGCAAGAGUCCUGAGAGAAGACUGGAAGCAAAGUGUUGAAUUAGCCACAAACAUAAUUUACAUAUUUUUUUGCUUUUCUAGUUUUUCUCAGUUUCAUGGGCUUAUCACUCACUAUAAAAUCGGAGCUCUAUGUAUGAAUAUUAUUGAUCAUGAAUUAAAAAGACACGAGCUUUGGCAAGAAGAACUUUCUAAGAAGAAGAAAGCUGUUGAUGAAGAUCCUGAAAACCAAACCUUGAGAAAGGAGUAUGAAAAAACCUUUAAAAAAUACCAAGGGCUUGUGGUAAAACAAGAACAGCUAUUACGAGUUGCUCUUUAUUUGCUUCUCAAUCUUGCUGAGGAUACUCGUACAGAACUGAAGAUGAGGAACAAGAACAUAGUUCACAUGUUGGUGAAGGCUCUUGAUCGGGACAAUUUUGAGCUGCUUAUUCUAGUCGUGUCAUUCUUGAAGAAACUCAGCAUUUUUAUGGAGAACAAAAAUGAUAUGGUGGAAAUGGAUAUUGUUGAAAAACUCGUAAAAAUGAUACCUUGUGAGCAUGAAGAUCUGCUGAAUAUAACUCUCCGGCUUUUACUAAACCUCUCCUUUGACACAGGACUGAGGAAUAAGAUGGUACAAGUUGGACUGCUUCCUAAGCUCACUGCACUCUUAGGCAAUGAAAACUACAAACAAAUAGCAAUGUGUGUUCUUUACCACAUAAGCAUGGAUGACCGCUUUAAAUCAAUGUUUGCAUACACUGACUGUAUACCACAGCUAAUGAAGAUGCUCUUUGAAUGUUCAGAUGAACGAAUUGACUUGGAGCUCAUUUCUUUCUGCAUUAAUCUUGCUGCUAAUAAGAGGAAUGUACAACUUAUCUGCGAAGGAAAUGGGCUGAAGAUGCUCAUGAAGAGGGCUCUGAAGUUCAAAGAUCCAUUACUGAUGAAGAUGAUUAGAAACAUUUCCCAGCAUGAUGGACCAACUAAAAAUUUGUUCAUUGAUUAUGUUGGGGACCUUGCAGCCCAGAUCUCUAAUGAUGAAGAGGAGGAGUUUGUGAUUGAAUGUUUGGGAACUCUUGCAAAUUUGACCAUUCCAGACUUAGAUUGGGAAUUGGUUCUUAAGGAGUACAAAUUGGUUCCAUAUCUGAAGGAUAAACUAAAACCCGGUGCUGCAGAGGAUGACCUUGUUUUAGAAGUGGUGAUAAUGAUUGGAACCGUAUCUAUGGAUGACUCCUGUGCUGCCUUACUAGCUAAAUCUGGGAUAAUCCCUGCACUGAUUGAAUUACUAAAUGCUCAACAAGAAGAUGAUGAAUUUGUGUGUCAGAUAAUUUAUGUGUUCUACCAGAUGGUUUUCCACCAAGCCACCAGAGAUGUUAUAAUCAAGGAAACACAGGCUCCAGCAUAUCUCAUAGACCUGAUGCAUGAUAAAAAUAAUGAAAUCCGAAAGGUCUGUGAUAAUACAUUAGAUAUUAUAGCGGAAUAUGAUGAAGAAUGGGCUAAGAAAAUUCAGAGUGAAAAGUUUCGCUGGCAUAACUCUCAGUGGCUGGAGAUGGUGGAGAGUCGUCAGAUGGAUGAGAGUGAGCAGUAUUUGUAUGGUGACGAUCGAAUUGAGCCAUACAUCCAUGAAGGAGAUAUUCUCGAACGACCUGACCUUUUCUACAGCUCAGAUGGAUUAAUUGCCUCUGAAGGAGCCAUAAGUCCAGAUUUCUUCAGUGAUUUUCAUCUUCAAAACGGAGAUGUGGUUGGGCAGCAUUCAUUUCCUGGCAGGAAUACAAGUCCAUUGAAGAGGAGUUGUUGAACUCAUUAAUCUCUACUGAGAAGAUGACAAUAAGCAGACUUAAUGGACACUGAAAAUUUCGGGUUAACUGUGAAAAAAAUAAAAUCUUAAGUGAAUUUUAAAUAUCAAAAAAGCUCAUUCUCUAAAUACCCUUAAAAAGAGGGACCAUUAUCUGUUUUGAGAGUAUUUUUUUCUUUAAAUAAGGGAAUGGUCCAGAUAACUUAUAAAUUCUUUCCCUACUUCUUUAUCAUGUACCUUUGAUAAAUAAGUACUGUCAAGUUAUCUGGGAAAAAAAUAAAAAUAAAUAUAUAAAAGGUGAAUUUUUAUCAUUCCUAAUGCUUUCAAUGAUUUGAGUGACAUUAGUGUGUGGGUGAAACAUGAAACAAUAUGACACUGCCAAGUGGCUUACUCCUCGGCCAGCUCUUAGGGUACUUUGGUCUUUGUUGUAUUUUUAACAUUUCAGCUUGCUUAUAUUCAUGUAAAGUAUAUUAUCCCAAACUCCUGCCAAGUAAGGAAUAAAUUUCUAAUUUGCAUGAUAUGAGGGGCUUUUUAAUUGUUCAAAAAAAUUUUUUUUAUUUUUUUCUAAGAUGGCAGUUUAGUACCAGGACAAAUGUGUUAAAAUCAGAGGAACAAAGCCAGAUUUAGAGAAGUGUUUGAGCGGUCCAAAGUGGUAUUUUUCUUAAAAUUCAAGUCAGGGGUCUUUUUUAAUCUGAAUGCCUGCAUUUUUCUAAUAUAGCAAGGCAGUUAAAUUGGAAACAGUGAAAACUGUAAAACUCAUCUCUCCUGUUAUACAGGAGAGACUAGAUGUUUGAUAAAAUAGAUACUGGCAGCUGGACAGCGAAUCCUGGAUUUUAGACAUGUGUCACUAUUGGUUUGAACUUCUUGGCGCCAGGAUUUCCCGACAUUUAGAGCUAAUGCAAAAUGCAUUAGGGCUCCAAGGCAUUAGCUGUGGAGUUGCCAAUCCCAGAGUGUCAAAUGUAAAUCUUCCCCUCCCCAGAUCUGAACUGGUGUUAGAAAGUAAAGUGGAACUUAUUAUUGAAGCUAAUUAAAAAUAAUAGGAGCAAGGCUAGCUUUUUUUUUUUUUCCUGUUAUACACCAUGUAUCCACGCCAUAUUUUUGGACCUUUUUUUUAUUAUAACUCUUACUUUUCAAGACUAACAAGAACCUCAUGUUAAGAGUAUUUUUAAACUGCUUCCAGCUUUUACAAAUCAGUUUUUGUUGCAGUAAAAAUGGUCCAUUUUUCUUUUAUAGGAAUCCAAUUUUCAUAAACUGGAAAAAAAUUGCAGAGACUGCUUAGGUUUCCUUGGGGCUUUGAAAAAUAUUUUUCUGAGAGCUUGAAGCCUUUGUGGUUGGCACAAUGAUGUCAUUGACUGACCAUUUCAGUAAGGUCAAAGAUGAACUAGAUGUGUGCAUUAUCUGAGCCAUUUGAUUUCUAGACUUUCAUUUUCUAUGUGUAUAUUUCUAUGAGUAUAUUAUAGCCUGUCUUUUUUUCUUUCU